Monodelphis domestica (gray short-tailed opossum) is the source of this 3822-nucleotide messenger RNA. It is a transcript of the gene CCDC73, whose product is annotated as coiled-coil domain containing 73. The record is from RefSeq and is a predicted model, not a curated record. Lineage: Eukaryota; Metazoa; Chordata; Mammalia; Didelphimorphia; Didelphidae.
UUCUUCAGCCUACCCAAGCUCCUCCCUAGCCCCAUCGCCCUCCCCCUGCUCCACCCCCGAGCAUGCUCCGGCGGUGUUGGCGGCAAAAGCCAGACGCCGUCGAAGCAUCGCCUGAGGAAAAGGCAGGUCGGGCGCUGGCGGUGACUGCGUCUCAGUGCUCCGGGGUCCCGUGGGGCUGCGUCCAAAAAUGAACGAACCAAAUUAUGUUAUGGAUAAAGACUUGAAGACUGAACCAACUUCCUAUUCUCUCCAAAGUUCUUCAGAACCAUUGUUUUCCAUCCAGGUAUUAGAAUUCAAGACCAGUUUGUUAGAGGCAUUGGAAGAAUUACGCAUGAGAAGGGAAGCAGAAAUUCAGUAUGAAGAACAGAUUCAGAAGAUAAUUGUAGAAAAACAAGAACUUCAGUGGCAAAAGGAAAAUCUUCAGCAUCAAAAAGAAACAUUAACAAAGCAACAUAAAGAAGCUAUGGCACUCUUUAAAAAGCAGUUGCAAACAAGGAUGUGUGCUAUGGAAGAAGAAAAGGGACAAUAUCAAAUUGCUUCAGAAAUAAAAGAAAAAGAAAUAGGAGGACUGAAGGAAACAUUAAAAGAAUUACAGGUUUCAAAAUAUUCUCUACAGAAGAAAGUAAAUGAAAUGGAACAAAAACUCCAGUUACACCACUUGGCGAAAGAAGAUCAUCAAAAACAACUGAAUGAAAUAGAGAAAUAUUAUGCCACAAUCACAUGUCAAUUUGGAAUGGUCAAAGAAAGUCAUAAAAAGUUAGAUCAGAAUGUACAAGAAGCAAUCCAGUUAAAUAAAAGACUUUUGGCAGCCAACAAGAAUCUAGAAUUUGAAGUUUGUAGUUUAAAACAGGAAUUGAAGAAAGUAACUGCAGACUUCAUUAAGUCCAAGAUCACAUGUCAGUAUGGGACAGAAGAAGACAUCAACUUUACAAUAAAAGAACAGCAAUUUCAAGAAUUACAAGAAAAACUCCGAAUGGAAAUUGAAGUAAGAAAGAAGGUUAGUGAAAAGGUUGCCUACAUUCAAGAAGAAAAACAGGGCAUCAUCAGUUCUUUUGCACAUAUUCAGCAAUUACUUCAGCGACAGACUCAAAAUAAUAUCAGAAUGGAGGCAGAGUUGAAGGCACUGAAAGACAAUAAUCAGACCCUUGAAAGAGAUAAUGAGCUGCAAAGGGAGAAGGUAAAAGAAAAUGAAGAAAAGUUCCUUAAUCUUCAAAAUAAGCAUGAGGAAGCACGAGGAACUUGGGAAAAACAUGAGAAAAAACUCAAUGAAGAAAUAGAUGAGAUUAAAAAUGAGUUGAUGUCAAUUAAAGAAGCUCAUCUUAAAUUACAAGAAAGCUAUAAUGAAUUAUCUUCUCAGAAGAAGGUGUUUUUUGAGCAAGACAGUAAGCUUCAGAAUGGCAGGGAAGCAAUGGAAAAAGAAAAUGACAUUUCAACAGAGCAAAAAAAAUCUGAAUCAAUAGAAAUCCCAACCAUACAAAAAUGGCAUCAUCUUCAGCAAGAAACAACUACAGUAAAUACCAUGAAUUUUUGUUCAAAUACUGAAUACAGACAAGAAGGAAAAGAUAACCAAGGCCAAGAGAGAGAUUCAGAAGAAUUACAGUUUUUUGAAAAUAAUGAAAAAAAAGAAAUUGAUCCUUCUAAAGAAAGAAAAGCUGAAAAACUUCCUGAAGAAAAACUAGUUAAAACUUCCCAAAGCAAAGCUUUCAGUCCAGAUAAAGAUUUACUGCAUCAAGGGCAAACCUGGCGGGUAUGCACUGCUGACUUGAGAAACUCAGAAGCUACACAAACAAAAGACAAAAUGUACUUGGAAAGAGGUCUUGGCUGUAUAGAAUUUCAGACUCUGAAUAAUCUUUAUUCCAUGACAGAAAUACCAGUAGAAACAGGAAGGAUUCUUCAAGACAGAACUCAAGAGUUCACUCUCCAUAGGGCAGAUGAAGCUUCAGAAACAGAUCACAGCAAAUUUGUCCAGGAAAAGAUUCUUGAUAACAAUUAUGACGUGAAUGAUGUACAGUGUGGUGAAGAUGUUUUGGGUAGUGAAACAUCCAAACAAGAAUCCAGAAUGAGUCUCAGCACAGAAGAAAAUUCUAUAAAUGAAGAAAUGCCAAAGAAUGCCCCCAAAGAAGCUGAAUUGAAUCCUUUUACAACUGCAAAAAAUAAUUCUAUUGAGUGUCCUAAAGAUAGCUCAAUGGAUUCCAGUUAUUCUGUCUCAGAUUAUAAGGAAUGUAAAUCAAAUCAAAUAUAUCAAUUAUAUAAAAGAGAGGAUGAUGAGCCACAAUGUAAGCAAACUUAUUCUUAUGGUCAAGGGACAUGUAGUACUUUGGGGAAAAUGGACUUAAAUAGUACCUGUGGUACAAUAAUCAAUAAAACAAUUUCACAAGCUGCUUUAAAUGACAAUAGAAAGGCAUAUUUUGAGAGUCCAAAAAAAUCCUUUAAUAUGAUGCCCAUUUCAGGAAAAGCUAUCCCGAGUCCAAAGGAAGUAUUUGGUUGGGAAAACUUGAAUGAAAUACAGAGCCAUCAACCUAAACAGGAUAGUCCCAAGCAAGUAGAUGGUGAUGAAAAUGUGACAGUUGGCCCUUUACAAGUUAACUCUCAGAAUAUACAUGUUUCACAGGCCAAAGAUAUAGAGCCUACUGUUCAAAAGCCUCCUAUCAGGAAAACUACUACAGGUACAGCAAGACUUUCCAGCAAAGAGAGUCAAAUUAAUGAUAAUCAAACAAGUGAAGCCAAGGACAAUUUCAUAGCCCAAAACGAUCUCUCCCUGGUUAGUAAUGUGAAAGCAAAGCAGCAUCAUACAUUGUUAAACGAUAUGAGAGAGAAAACACAGUCAUUAAACAACACAGUUUCAGAAAGAAAAUAUAUUGAAGGACAGCUGGAAGAAUCCUGCUCGUUUCACAUAAAGCCAUCUGGAGAUUUAGUAAACAGAAGUGGAAGGUCAGCCUUUGAUCUUUCAACUUCAGAUAAAGAAACUGAGAAAAUGCCAGUAUACUUAAAUUUUUUAGACCCUCGUCCUUGGUCAAAAGUAAAUCAAGUUGAAAGUCAAACAAUGAACACUUUAGCUUCCAAGGUGCCUCUGUUGCUAGAAGAGAGACUAGUGGGUUCAUCAGAAAACAAAAAGAUUCCUUCAAAGACACUAUGUCAAAAUCUUGGCCUGGAUGCUGUCAUGCGGGAAAUAAGAAUGGAUACUACCAGCAUUAACAGAGUUGCUGACACUUUGACUAACUCAAGUAUCCAGCCACGUCCCAAGAGAGAUCCCAGGGAAGAGUGGAAUGCGAUUGCAAAGACUUUUUAUGAUUCUUCUUUUCCCACAGAACAUGACAAACCAAAGCUCCUAAAUGCUGGCCUGCUGUCUAGACCUUUUCAGGGAGCCCAGGAGAAAGAUUUGGCUGAUUUCAUUGACUGUUCCCUUGUUGAAGAAGAGGAGGACAAGCAAUCCCAGAAGACUUUAAUGAAAAAUCAAAUGAGUGAAAAUGUAAAUUUGGACCAACCCAAAAAAAGAAAAUCUGAAGAGAUACUGGAAAUAGUUGAAGACAGUUGAACACUGAAUGGAUGGAUGCUCUUUAGGAUGUUAUAUUUUGAACUGAAUGAGAUAUGAUAUAAAACAACCUCACUUUACAACUUCUGUUGAUACAGUGAGGCCACUUUAUUACAGUUAAGCAACCAAUUCUGCAAGUGCUUCCUUUGGGAGGACUAUCCCUAUUUGGUAAUCUCUUCAAAAGAUUAAAUUUUGAAUAUUUAGAAAUCUCAGUUCCUUUCUUCCUUCUUCCCUCUCCAAGUCCUUCCGAGUCUUGAUGCUCUUUUAUCUCAAAAGACUUACAUCCAACA